AUGAGUGAUAGUACGUUGCACGCUCUCCACGUUCGUGAGGCCGACAGAAUCGAGAAACUUCGCAAAGAAAAGACAACUGCCUCGAAGAGAAUGCGCAUGGAACGGAUCUACUCAAAGCUCAAGGAGUACCAUGCCAAAGUGAAGGAAGAUAUCGCCAAAGGUAGGAACUACGAGAGUGGUCAACGGAUGAAGAAGAAUGGUGAUGGUCAUGGCGAAGAAGUGGCGAUCUGUAAAGUUUGUGGAAUGCGAGGGCACAAAACCAAACGUUCGAAACAGUGUAGAUAUUAUGGGAAAGACGUGCCAGCCACUCCCCUUGAUAGAGGCGAAACUACGAAUGAAAGCGAGUCCACCCUAAGCGAGGAACAUGUGUUAUCUGAAACGCUGGAUAUGAUUGAUGCGGUAUCGAUCGCCGACUCGGAGACUGACUAUGAGCGAACUGCACUGGCCAACUUGCUAGAAGAUUCGAACUAA
Molecule: messenger RNA, 471 nt
Organism: Seminavis robusta
Lineage: Eukaryota; Bacillariophyta; Bacillariophyceae; Naviculales; Naviculaceae
Source: the annotation of a GenBank genome assembly